Eurytemora carolleeae is the source of this 4115-nucleotide messenger RNA. Its product is annotated as nascent polypeptide-associated complex subunit alpha, muscle-specific form. NCBI's taxonomy places the organism in Eukaryota, Metazoa, Arthropoda, Copepoda, Calanoida, Temoridae. The record is from RefSeq and is a predicted model, not a curated record. The transcript is spliced from 4 exons. Bases 15 to 4031 code for a protein of 1338 amino acids.
CUUGAAUUUCAAUUAUGUUUAGAAGACAAAAAUGUUUCCAAACGAAAGAUAUUAGUAUGAAAGUAAACAUGGAAUCUCGAGAUACUACUCCGGAAAUAUCUCCACUGCGAGCAGUAGACGGAGAUGAGAUCGUGCUCUCGGAACAUGAAGAAGGCGAGAUAUCGGACGGAUCUCUUUCUGAUAUUAGUGAAAUAGGAGAAGUUGAAUUACUUGAAGAUGGAGAACACAGUGGUCCCCUUGCACCUGAUCCUGUUUACGACGUUGGACGUUAUUAUGGAAAAAAUAGUAACGUUGAUAGUCCUGCUUCUCCUGAAACUCGAGAUGUAACUGGAUCUCCUAUUCAUAUUAUACCUGGAUCUCCUAAACCCAACCCUGACGAUGUAAGCGAGGAUGAGGAUAUAGACGAGGAUAUCCUCUACUUGAGAUUGAUGGCUCUGAGAUCUAUCCAGGAUGCAGCAUCUACUGAGGGAACAGAGGAGUCGGAGCAGGAAACUUUAGAACGUGAGAUGGAGGAUCUUAUCGACGAAGCUAAUCAAGCCUCACAGAAUUCAAACCUAGAACCUGAUCCCGCUCUCUCCGAGUUGAAACUAAACAAUCAGCAGUCCUUUAUGACAUUCUCCUCUCUAGAAAAUACCUCAGAAAUAGAAGAAUCAUAUUCUCCAACUCAAUCUCCAUCCAAACCUACUCCAAUAGCAAGUCCAAUCCCUGAUGAGAUUAUAGAUUUAGUUUCUCCGGUUCCAAGUCCUGAAGAGAUCCCUCUCCCCGACCUACCACCUCUACCUUCUUCUCCCGUCCAACCCAUGCCUCCACCUCCCUCUGUUCCACCCACAGAACCUGAACCUGGCUUUUUCUCGAGUUCCUUGGCUUUUGAUAUUCCACCGCCUCCCCCUCCUUCAUUACCUGCGCCUCAGCUUAGAUCAUUCUCACCCCUACCUCGUCCAAUACCAGCCGUACUUAGAGAUAUCGAUGAACCGCUACCUCCAGGAGAAGAUAAACUUCCCUCAGCUGUCAAAAAUACUCAGUUUAUGAAUCAAAGUUCUGAAGUUGACGCUGAAUCUAGAUUUUUUCAAUCCCAAGAUUUUGCUCCAGCUCCUAUACUCUUUCCUACCUCCGUCUGGGGAUUUACAGCAGUAGAUCCUAACUAUGGAUUACAAGCUGAACGCCCAAGCUAUGCAUUAGAGACUGAAACCAGAAACUAUUUUCAAACCUCGUACGAGUUUGCUCCAACACUCAAUAUUGAAACCUUGAGUUCGGAGCAGACCAGUAGUAUUUCAAAGAAGAGAAGGGAGAGAAGAAAAAGAAAGAUUAGUAAGCAUGAGAACUCAAUUGUGAUUAAACGAAGAAGAUCGAGUGGAGACAAAGAAGACGAUGAGAAUGAGUUACGUGCAAUACUUUUAGCUCAAGUUUCUAAGAAACAAGAAUCGCAUCAAAUUAUUUCCUCAGACGUGAGUUUAACUAUGUCUAAAGAAAGUAUUACUGGUAAAGAAAAGGAAGAAACUAAGAGCGUAGCCUCAUUACAGAAUAGUUUGAAAAAAAGUAAAAGGGUUCAAAUUCCUUUAUCUGAGAAUACACAGACGGUUGUGAACUCCGUGUCUGGUCUAUCCCUGGAACCUGAGAAACAUAAAUCUGCACCAAUACUUCCUCAACUCAAACCUCAACAACCCUUAAAAACUAAACAGAGUGCCUUGUCGAAACUAAACUCAACGUCUUUGGUAAAGUCAAAACUGAAAACUGUUGUCAAACCUAAAACCAUAGACUCUAGGUCUGCCCUGAAGAAGAAGGGAAUCUCUAAAGCUGAUCAAAAGAAACAUUUCCCAAAUCUAACCAAGACCCUUGUCAUUCCUCUGAAUAAUGAAAGCGAGAGUGAUGAUGAUCCACCUCCCCCAUCAAAUCCACCGGAGUCAUUUCAACUUGAUGUUGAAAAGUUUCUCCUUGAUAUUCGACAAACCUCUGGAUCCUCAAGGAAACCCAACCCUAGGUCAUCAACCUCUACUAUUACAAGCAGGAGUAUCUCUGUCCAGCUGAAAGCCAAGGCUAAGCAAUUAACCCCAGCUGCUAAGAAACAGCUGAUAACAUCUAAAAUCUCGAAUCUACCUUUAUCAAAACAGUUGGAGUACAUUAAACUUAAAACACUUAUUGCUCGGAAGGAAAUGAUGAAACAGAAAGCUAAAAGCAGUUCAGCUCCGCAGACCGGGGGAAAACCAAUUCCUCCUCUUGUAGUUGCUGCUGGAAAUGUUACAGAUGAUAAAAAAGAAAAACUGGAUCCGAAGCAGAAUAUGAAGAAUAAGAAAGAAAUGAUUAAAAUGAUAGAAAUGAAGAAGAAGGUUAAGGCGAAGCCAACAAGCAAUGUGAAAGCAGAGGUUAAGUUAAGUAUUGAGAAGGAGAUGAAGCUCAACACCGCGAUUCAGAGCACCGAUGAACUAAAAAAAAGCACUGAUCCUGUAAACCAUCCAGACUCAAAAUCACCCGAACCUCAAGAGCUUGAAGAUGAGGAUGAAAAACUUUUGCGAGAAAGUUUGUUAAAAGAUCUUAAGUUUAAGAAGAGUUCUAAUUCAGCAGAACCUAGUAACGGUCUAGCCAGUCAAAAUAUAUCCAAGGGGAAGUUAACUGUUCAACUAUCAGGUAACAAACGUAAUGUUAGUGUGGGAGAGAUAUCUAAUCCAACUGCUAAGCUUGCUGCUUCUAACCUUGCCAGUUCCAAAACUACCACUAAACCCACCCCUACUAGAUCUGCCACAUCUAGACCUGCUAGUUCCAAACCUACAUCAUCUAAAUCUGCCAGUCCUAAACCUGCCUCUACCAAAACGGCCAUUUCCAAUCCAACCACUACCAAACCUGCCAGUUCCCAUCCUUCUACUUCCAAACCUGCCAUUUCCCAUCCUUCUACUACAAUGUCUGCCAGUUUCAAACCCAUCAGCAUCAAACCUGUCGGUUCCAAACCUACCGACUCUAAGACUGUCAGUUCCAACCCUUCCAAUUCCAAACCUACUAUUUCCAAACCUGCCAGUGUAAAUCCAUCCAAUUUUAAGUCUUCCACUUACAAGCCAUCUAGUCCCAACCCAUCCUCCUCCAAACCCCUGUUAACACCAUCCUCGUCUAAACCUGUAUCCAAAUCUUCCACUGCUCCAUCUAAGGUUUCCAUUCCGUCCUCGGUGACCGUAAAAUCCUUCCUUCCUAAUCCCUCGACCUCUUCUAACCUACCUCCAUCCGCUUCAAAUACUUCAUUAACUGAUCCCUCGCCCACUGAACCCAAGGUAUCCACCAAUAUUCAUUUAAACCCUGGAGCUAAACCUGCGGAGAAAACAGUUCCCAAACUCAUUCCCAAACCUGGAGUAGAUUUGAAACUUAAAGACGAGCUUAAGCAAACUGAGAAAUCUGUGAUAAUGAAUAGGAAUGAUUUAUCAAAUGUUCUGUACAAGUUGUCUGCGCAGAUGUCGCAGCUGCAACGACAAAGUAUAGAACUAGAGGGAGCUGUCAGCUAUGCAGCUGAGCUUAGAAAUCAACUGCGUGAGACGGAGCAGCUAGUGAAGCUGAGAGAAGAGAAGGUGGAGAACUUGAGAGAGGUGAUCAGGAACUCCCAUCAGGAGGUCACGCUGUACAAGGAGCAAAUGCUGAGUGCUGAGGAUACGUGUAAGAGGUUGGGGGAUGAAGUCUAUGGUUCGGAGUAUAUUCUACCUCCUCAGGGAGCGCAAAACAUCAGGAAUAAGCUGGCUCAGAUAAAAACCACUGCCCAGAAGGUUAAAACAACCAACACGGAUAAACCGAACCUUCUUCCAGAUAGUCCUGGGGAUAUAAUAUCCCUAGAGGAUCCAGAACUACAGAAGAACCCUGCUCCAGGUAGCAUCAAAUCUAAUGAUACGUCGACAGGUAUAGUUUCAGGUUUAGAUUACGUUUCUCCGCUGGAGCAUUUAAGAUCCGAGAACGGGAGCGUGAAUAUCUUGGAUCCGAACACCCUGCUGUGCAGGUUUGAACUGGGGGGUAAGUGCAUGGAUCCAACCUGUGUAUACCAGCACUGCAAACCUGCUCGGUAACUUAAUCUAAACUUUACUUUUGGUUUAGUUUUAUCGAUAUUAUAGGUUUUUUGUUCGUUAUUUUUUCACAAGAAAAUAUAUUUA